CUCUCUUCUACGGGUUUCAACAGAAUCAAUCAUAUUGUUUUUCCACUAUUCGUGAUAUAUAAGCUAUCCUUUCUCAUAUAGAAAACCAAUAGCCUGGAUUCUACGUGUGAACUUUGUUUCGUUAGUUCCAUCGCCUCGCCUUGCUGUCGCACGUUAUACAUUCACAAUAGUUCGAUGACUUAAAAAACCAGCAUAACCAGUUUCAAUACCUAUAUCCUUUCUUUAGAAGAUCCUCGACUUUAGAAACUAAUGGUUCUAUAAAUGGACGGCGCCUGGUCAGAUAGCUUGCAAGCGCUGUAAUAACUAUACUAAGAACUGUGCUUGUAUUAAUAUCGACGCUGGCCGACAGAAUGUAAGAGGUUGCCACUCGAAGUGAUUCCAAAGCCAUGUCAGUUCCAUUCAGUGACCAGGGAUAUUUGGUAUACGAGAUCAUGGUGAUCUUAAUGCUCCUUAUAGGAGUUCCGUCGCAGAUGGUCGCAUUCUUCGUAUUUACCCGAAAAAAAUUCCGUCAAAUGACUCUGAACAAACUCUUCCUAAACAUCGUCAUUGCCAACCUCAUCAUGAUCUUUUGUGAAUUCCCACUGAUUAUGGUGUCGGCUUUCUACAAGAAGUGGCUGUUUGGCCGUGUGGGAUGCAUCGCUACUGGCGCUCAGGUAACAGUAACGAGCAUUACCAUGAUCAUUACCCUCGUCUGCAUCGAGGCAAAGGUGAUGUUCUAUAUAAACAUGUCUGAAGCACACCCCCUCAGCAAGCUCCUCGGCCCGUUGAAGGAAAAUGCACUGGUAGUAUUAAUUUGGACGUAUGCUGGUAUAUGUACCGUCCCGACCGUCUCAGGGUGGAGCGAGAUCACACUAGAACCCGGUGAAAUCAACUGUGCGCCAAACUGGACGGCUCAAGCUCCUAAAGACGUCGCCUAUCUCGCUCUCCUGACAAUAUUUGCUUAUGUUCUUCCUGUAAGCGUCCAGAUACGCAGUUUUUGGAAGCUAUGGAAGCGUUCGAAUCAGCAGCUUGAAAGUAUCUCGUCGGCCGCAGUGUUCUUGAGGAAUAGAGCAAUGUACAGGUCUAAGGGUCGAAUGGUAAUGGCUUCAACCAUCACUUUCACAUUACUCUGGCUUCCAUACUGUAUCUGUAGUCUCAUCACAUUAUCAGGAAAGGCCUACUUGGUCGAAAAUGAUGCCGCAAUUAUACCCACCCUGGUGGCAAAAUGCAGCUGUAUCUUCAGCCCCAUCGUGUAUGCCGUCACUAGUCGCAGAUUUCGGAGAGAGUUUCAGAGCGUUCUGUUUUGUGAAUUGACAUCUACAACCAAUCAAGGAAGACCAACGUUGCCGAGAAGGGAUGAUGUUGUCAUAGUUACCAAAUUUUAA
Actinia tenebrosa (Australian red waratah sea anemone) is the source of this 1364-nucleotide messenger RNA. RefSeq names its product melanopsin. The record is from RefSeq and is a predicted model, not a curated record. Gene Ontology annotation, molecular function: G protein-coupled receptor activity. Lineage: Eukaryota; Metazoa; Cnidaria; Anthozoa; Actiniaria; Actiniidae. Gene Ontology annotation, biological process: G protein-coupled receptor signaling pathway. Gene Ontology annotation, cellular component: membrane.